This is a messenger RNA of Knipowitschia caucasica, 231 nucleotides long. Lineage: Eukaryota; Metazoa; Chordata; Actinopteri; Gobiiformes; Gobiidae. The record is from the annotation of a GenBank genome assembly.
AUGAUCCAUCCUGAAGGCCCCGCUCACCCCCGCUCACCCCCCCUCACCCCCGCUCACCCCCCCUCACCCCCCCAGUGUGACGGCUGCAUCAGUCUGAGCGCCGGGCCGUGGAGUGUGAGUUUGCGGCUGGAGCGGCCUCAGCUCGGCGGUGGUCUCAGGCCAUUUGGCGACGCAACGGUGGGCAGCCUGCGAGUUAGCGACACGGUGGUAUCAGGUGUUAGCGGCCAAUGA